AAACCCUGGGGGACUCAGAAGCGGGUGGCGGUGUAGGGCGUGUAAGAAGGAGAUAGCCAGGGCCCUGGGCGGGGGCGGGCCCUCCUUAUCGUCCCAGAGGGCUUGUCUGCUACAGGGGCUCCCAGCGGCCUCCCGCACCGAAGGGACUCUGGGCGUCUGAGGCCCUGAUCCGGGCAGGCCUUCAGGAUGUUAGCAGUCCCCGUCCGGUUGAAGGUAGGAAGCCGAAAACCCGAGUGGGAGACGAACAGACUUACCUCCUGUCCCGCAAAAGAUCCACUAGAUCGUCGUCUCCAAAACCUGAGAGACCGCGAACGGAUUCCAGAGCCGCAGCGUUGUCUCAGACCUGGCGUUCAGAAAGAUUCUAGAGAGCACGGGCAGGUCCCGGAGGUCUCAGACCCACAGGCCUGCGGGGCGGGGGCGGGGUGGCGCCCAGGACGACUCUCCCGGCUCAGCUUGGCUGCCUGCCUCCUUCUCCUUCAGCUGGACUCAGGGUUGGGAUCACUGGAGGAGGAGGUGGCUUCCUGCCCCAUUGUUCUGGACUGCAGUGUUUCUUGGGAAUACUUACUGUAUGUGGAUUUUCAGUAACCAACUUGGAAAGCUAUAUUUGUUCCCAUGAUUCAGCAAACAAUGAGUACCUACUGUGUGCAGAAGCAGCAGGACAGCCUGUCAUCACUGGGAAAGAGGCCAGAAGAGCCAUUUGGCCAGGGUCUCCAAUUUAGGCUUUCAACAUUAUCUCUAAAUAAGGUUAUACAUUAUGUCGGCUCCACUGGCUGAUGGGAUCAAAGACCCUCCUUGUAUAUCCUUAAACCUGUACUCUAUUACCAGGCCACUGUGCCUGUGGAGCACUGUAAGUUCCUACCUUUUAAUAAAUUUUAUAAUUAUCUUGUGAGCA
Messenger RNA from Pongo pygmaeus (Bornean orangutan), 892 nucleotides. RefSeq lists its product as uncharacterized. The transcript is spliced from 3 exons. Bases 187 to 585 code for a protein of 132 amino acids. Lineage: Eukaryota; Metazoa; Chordata; Mammalia; Primates; Hominidae. The record is from RefSeq and is a predicted model, not a curated record.